GCUUUUUGUCUCAUCUCCUUCUUCUUCUCUCUCUCUCAAAUCUUGUUUCAGGCGUAACGAAUCGAAUCAUAAACACUUAAAGCAGAAACAAAAACUCAACUUUCGAUCUUUUAACCGACCAAAGAUUCGUGGGUUCUUCUUCGUUUCGACAGAUUCUGUUCCGUUUUAGCUGUUACGCUCAUCUUUGCUUUUAUACAUCAGACCCUUCUCUUCUCUUCCUUCUUUUAUCUAAGUAAAAUGGGUGUUGAGAAAAUGGUGUGUUUGGCUUCUCGCACGGGUCGUCAGUUUCAGAGAUACAACAAAGGUCGUCGUCAAGUCGUUGGAUGUGUUCCUUACAGAUUCAAGCUAUCUAAUGAUGGUAAAAUCAGUGAUGAAGUAGAAGUUCUUGUUAUCUCUUCUCAAAAAGGUCACGCCUUGAUGUUCCCCAAGGGUGGUUGGGAGCUUGAUGAAUCUGUAGAAGAAGCAGCUUCAAGAGAAUGUCUUGAAGAAGCUGGAGUUCUUGGCAACGUUGAGCAUCAACUUGGAAAAUGGGAUUUUUUAAGCAAAAGCAGAGGAACAUACUAUGAAGGUUUAAUGUUCCCUAUGCUUGUUACAGAACAACUUGAGCUUUGGCCUGAACAACAUGUUAGGCAAAGAAUUUGGAUGAAUGUAACCGAAGCAAGAGAAGCUUGUAGAGAUUGGUGGAUGAAAGAAGCAUUAGAUGUUUUGGUUGUGAGACUUUCGUCACCAAUGAAUCAACCAAAGGAAGAGAAGACUAUUUCAAUCUCUAUUGAAACAAUGUGUUGAUUGCUGAUUGUGAUGGGAGUUCAUGAGCUAAUGGAUCUCUGUAGGUAUUAAAUAGAUGGGUUUCAAUUAGUUAUUGAGACGGCGAAAAAUUGAUUUCGAAAAGCUGAUGCAGAGGAGGACAAAAACAAAGAUGGGUAGAUUUUUAGGUUUUGGAGGAAGAAGAUUAACAUCAUGUGAUUUAAGAAGUCUUGUGUUUGUGUUUAUAAUGUUUCUGCAAGAACUUCUUAAGGUAUGAUUAAGAGGGAAGAAGAUAAACUUAGAGUGCAAGCAAAAACUGUAUAAUUGUGUUUCCCUCUGUUUAUGUUUCCUCUCUCUUCUUUGAAUUUGCAAUGGAGACAUUUGAUUUUAUCAUGAUGUUUUGUGAUUGAGA
Molecule: messenger RNA, 1156 nt
Organism: Arabidopsis lyrata subsp. lyrata
Lineage: Eukaryota; Viridiplantae; Streptophyta; Magnoliopsida; Brassicales; Brassicaceae
Product: nudix hydrolase 17, mitochondrial
Exons: 5
Coding region: 238-786 (182 amino acids)
Cellular component (GO): cytoplasm; nucleus
Molecular function (GO): pyrophosphatase activity
Source: RefSeq, a predicted model, not a curated record